Messenger RNA from Melampsora larici-populina 98AG31, 4184 nucleotides. RefSeq lists its product as uncharacterized. NCBI's taxonomy places the organism in Eukaryota, Fungi, Basidiomycota, Pucciniomycetes, Pucciniales, Melampsoraceae. Gene Ontology annotation, molecular function: guanyl-nucleotide exchange factor activity. Gene Ontology annotation, cellular component: cytoplasm. The record is from RefSeq and is a predicted model, not a curated record. The coding region runs from base 423 to 4184 and encodes 1253 amino acids. The transcript is spliced from 4 exons. Gene Ontology annotation, biological process: regulation of GTPase activity.
CAAUAACUGAUGAUUACGUCGAUAUCAUUGCGUUUGAAGAAAUUUAGACUAAAGAGAAACUCAACAGGUCAGGAAAGGAAUUUAGCGUAUGAACUACUACUAUUACUACUAAUACUACUGAGUACUGAGUACUACUACUGAGUGCUACUACUACUGAUUACGGAUGAGUAGUCAAACAAGACACUACUAGUCAAUCUGAUUCACUUCUCAUCAAAUGAACAGUUCAUCAUCAUCAUCAAAAAUCAAAAACUCAUUAAAUUAAUCAAAACAAGUCAAGUCAAGAAGAAAAAGAAGAAACUCACUACCUCACCUCACUCAAUCUGAAAUCAUUCAAGAUUUACGUACUAGUCAAACUAACCAUCCCUGCUUUGAUUAUUUCUAAAACUCAAAUAAGAAGAUCAGAUUCAAUCCAUCUUUAACUAAUGAGCCAUUCAAAUUCAAAUCAAACUAAACAUCGAUUACGAUUAUUCCCAUCUUCUCUAAUCAAACAACAUUCAUCUUCUUCAUCUUCUUCUUCUUCACCUACACCUUCAAAUCAACUACCACCUCCACCUACUUCUUCUAAUUCAAUCUCAUCUUCUUCAUCUGGUUCAUCUUCAUCUUAUCAGCAACAACAACAGCAAGAACAGCAAGAACAACAUGAACAGCCGAUCAAUCCACCACAAGAUCAAUCCCAAACACCACUCUCUUUUGCCAUUCCAGAAGCAACUAGAUCUGCGCCUGACCUCUCUUCUCCUCUAUUCCUUGAUUCAGAACGUCCAGAAUGGCUUUGGAUCAAUUCAAAUAUCAGUUUAAUCUCAUCAUCAUCAUCAAAUAAUAAUCUUAAUCCUAAUAAUGACUCCAAAACUGGUUUUGAAUAUCCUCUUAAUCAACUCCAUAAAACUUCAUCAAGACGAUUAAAUCAUGAAAGAAGUCAAUCUCAUGGUAAUAUCCUCAAUCCUCAGGCUCAAUCUACUAGAUAUGAACGUCGAUUUCAAGCUUUACUUGAGAUUUGUGAUACAGAAGCGGGUUAUCUGAGAGAUCUUCGAAUCCUUGUACAUGGUUAUCUUUCUAUUCUUGAACGUGCACCUUUUAUUAAUUCAGAUCAUAAAAUCAUCGUUAGAAGAAAUGUAGAUCAAGUCUUGGAAUUGGCUGAAAGGUUUUCUCGUAGGAUCUCUUUGGCUAUGGGAUCGAAAUUAGAUCUUUGGAGAACACCUGGCUCUUCAAGAGAUGAAUUGGAGGUUGAUAAACUCAUUGAACGUCUUUCAAAAGCAUUUAUUAGUGAAUCUCCAAUCUUUACAGUUUAUGAAGACUUUUGUGCACGUCAUCCUGAAGCAGCUGAUAUCAUUAGGCAAUUCGAAAGUAGUCCUGAAUGGAUAUCAUUUGUACAACAGUGUCGAAGUCAAGAUAGCUUAUCAACUUCCUCAGUUCCUUCUUCCUCACUCGCUUUUGCCACUCAGGCUCCACUUCAAACCAGUCUUGCUUCACUGGGUAUGGUUCCAUCUGUGCCUAACCAUUCUAGAUUGAGAUUACAAGACUUUGCUAUCAAACCUAUCCAGCGUAUCAUGCGAUACCCACUCCUUCUGACCAGCUUGCUACAAUAUAUGGAUGGUGAUGCUAAUUCAAGUGAAAUGCGAGCAAGGGAUAAGGUUUAUCAAGCUUUAGGAGCCAUGAAGGAAGUCGCAACAGGGGUUGAUGACGCUAAAUCAGCUAGAGAAAUUGAACUCAAAACUGAACUGAUAGCUAGUCGAAUGGAGUUACAUUUCUCCUAUCGUGCUGCGUUUGUGUCACUCCUUGGUCAAAUUCAACUUGUUGGAUCGCUCCAUGUACUCUAUCACGGGCCUGCACUUGACCCUAAUGAGGCAUUCAAGAUCAAGUAUCAUGGUAUCUUUUUAUAUCAAACUCAUCUCGUCAUUGUCAAGGUCAAGCGGGCUAGCGUCUACGAACCUCGUCAUUGGUUUCCGAUCCGUUAUUUUGAGCUCGUCGAUAUACCCGAAUCUACUGGUAUCAUGCCUCAUUCCUUCAGUUUAAAGUAUCGUCAACAUUCAUUUGAAUUUGGAGCUAUGUGGGAACCUGAAAAGAAAUUUUGGAUGGCCAAGCUCAAAGCUAUCAAGGACGAGGUCGAGAACUUGAGGUCGAUUCAUCUUCGAUCGGAUUUACCUCUUAAUGAUGACUCAAUCGUCUCGAGUAUCAAUCUUGAUGAAUGUGGUCCUUCCUCUCCCACUUCUUCUACCCCCAACUCUGAAUCCAAACCUUCAUCUUCCGCCAGUGGUUCGUGCUCACCCAUCCUUAAUCAGGGAAUCCUACCAGAAGAACCUCUUUCGUACCUUUCAAAGGAAGACGCCAUGGAUGACCCACCUUCUACACCUCACUCGGUUUCUCAACCGAUGCCAUCUCAAGUUCCAUCACAUUCUCAACAAUCUCGAGUCUCUCAGCGGCUCUCUCGAAAUGUCAAUACGUUAUUGGGACGAACCCCCGAGGUUGUUCAGGCCGCCAUAGAUCUUAAACUUACAGAAGUCUUUUCUGAUGUUUUGCUCGCUGCCCGACUUCAGGGUCAGCGUGAACAAGAGAUGUCUGAUACGAGCGCUCGUCAGCGUACUUUAUCAGGACCUGGCUCGAGCAAGCGACACUCGCAAUAUCAUGGUUCUGCUCAAACUUUUAGCUCCCGUGCUUCUGAACGCAAAAUGAAAAGGAUGAGUUACAUGGAACCAUCUAGUCGUAUCCUCUUUGAAACCAAAGUUUCGGAAUCAUCUUCUAAAUCCACUUUACCGCCUUUACCUGUCACACUCGCUUCUCCUGUCUCAAUCCGUUCUACAUCCAGCAGUCUGCGUAGAGCAAAGACUGGUCCAGCACCUGAACGACCUGCAUCUAUCGAUCUCUGGAGGUUGAAUCGAGCUAGUACGACCAACUCCACUCGAUCUAGGCCACCUUCUACAAUUCUUUCCACCGGUACUAUCACCCUCGCCAACAUAUCUCCACCCUUGAACCUAAGCUGCGAUUCUUUUUUAGCUGAACCUGAACGGGACCCUACAUGCGAGAUUGACUUGAAUCGGCCCUCUACAAGUCGAUCGGAAUCGUGUGAUGGAGGUAGUUCUUCGGGGACAUCAUCUUCUAAGGAUAUGCAAGCCGCAGACACUACGAUUGUACCCAACUCACGACACUCAUUCAAAGACUCCUUGUUCUCAUCACCUGAACCGACGAGCGAAAACUCAAGUGCCACCACGAUUCAAGAGUCAUCAGAGGACAGGUGGCAUCCUGGAAGAAAGACAACAUUGAAGAGUGAGACUAGUGUGACUAGUCUUAGAGGUAAACCUCUACGACCCACAUUACAGACCAUUGCAGGAUCAACUAACGAUGCAUCAAGUCGCAUGAUAGAUGAAACCGAGGCCACUUUGAUGAGAAAGGACCCGGAGAUUGAUCCUGAUAUCGUGGAUCUUACCCUAUCACCUAAUUCGAUUGGUUUUGAUCCCACACCACCUGUAGCCUCAUUGCAAAGUGUUGAUAAUUCUAUGACCGGCGGCCGAAAGAUGACCAAGUCAGCUACUCAUUCUACCUCUAUCGGAUCAUCUUGGUUACCUGGCUUCAAACUCUCACGUAAACUCUCAAGAGCAUCGGUGAAUCAGGAAUCAGUAGAAGAAGAUACCUCUGUGGAGGGGGGUACUAGUAAUCUGGGUCACAGUCAAGAUCCAGUAGCACCACGAUCCAGACGAAUUCUUUCUACCAUCUCUGUGAACUCAUCUACAUCUACAUCUUCAAGUCAACAUAAUGCAAGAAGAAGUGGAUCAGGAUGGGUACCUAGUUUUAUUAGAUCUAAGAGUAGUACGACGACGACGACGAUCAGUCGAGGUGGAAGUCAUGAAAGUCGAAUCUCAUCAAGUGGUAAUAGUCGAUCAGCUUUGAUAAGUCUUUGGAAUUCAUCUGGAUCGAAUCCUGAAGGUACUAUCAAUCUUGAUGAUCAUCAAGUUAGCCUUCAAGCUCCUAUAUCUGAACCUGUUACAUCACAUCAUCGAAACCGUAGUAGUACUAGUAGUAGUGGGUUGAGUGGAAAUAGUAGUAAAUUCAGUUUUAAGAAACCUUCGUCUAUGAUCGGAGGUAGUGGUAGUGGUAGUACUAGUAGUGGGAUUAGAUCAUUUUUAAGAAUGACACCUUUAGCAAAUCAAUCGAAUGCAAAUAGUAAUGAUCAUCGUGGACUUGGUUCAUCUUGA